Gongylonema pulchrum is the source of this 1068-nucleotide messenger RNA. The record is from the annotation of a GenBank genome assembly. Lineage: Eukaryota; Metazoa; Nematoda; Chromadorea; Rhabditida; Gongylonematidae.
AUGGCGCAGAAGCAGAAGGAGAAGCAGCAGAAGGCUUCUACUGCAGCAGCUGCUGCAGCAGCGGCGAAGGAAAGCAUUGUGCCAGCUGAGGAAGAGGAUACCGGCACAUAUACGGUUGUCGACAAGCUUGAGCAGUUCGGAAUAGCGGCAGCCGACAUUCGAAAGCUGAAAGAAGCAGGCUUCAACACAUUCGAGGCGAUUGCUUAUGCGCCACGCAAGGAGCUUAUCGCAAUCAAAGGAAUUAGCGAACAAAAAGCCGAAAAAAUUUUCACUGAAGCAGCAAAAUUGGUUCCAAUGGGUUUUACGACGGCCAGUGAAGUUCAUGUGAAACGCUCCGAAAUUAUACAGAUAGGCACAGGAAGCCGAGAAUUGGAUCGCCUUCUUGGAGGUGGAAUUGAGACAGGCUCCAUCACCGAGAUAUUUGGAGAAUUUCGCACGGGCAAAAGUCAGCUGUGUCAUACUGUGGCCGUUAUGUGUCAGCUGCCGGUGGAUAUGGGAGGUGCUGAAGGGAAAUGUCUUUGGAUUGAUACUGAGGGUACAUUUCGCCCUGAAAGAUUACUUGCCGUUGCUGAAAGACAUAAAUUAUCUGGUCAGGAUGUCCUGGAUAACGUUGUGUAUGCGCGAUGCUAUAACACUGACCACCAAAUGCAGCUUCUUAUUCAAGCCUCUGCUAUGAUGGCAGAAUCAAGAUACGCGCUACUUGUUGUUGAUAGUGCAACUUCGUUGUUUCGUACGGAUUUUUCGGGACGCGGUGAACUUGCUGCUCGUCAGAUGAUGCUUGCCAAAUUUCUCAGGAUGCUUCUGAAGUUAGCGGAUGAGUUCGGCGUUGCCGUCCUUAUAACAAAUCAAGUCGUCUCGCAAGUGGAAGGAGCCUGUGGAAUGUUCCAAGGCGAAACAAAGAAGCCAAUUGGAGGCAAUAUUAUUGCUCAUGCGUCUACUACCAGGCUUUAUUUGCGUAAAGGUCGUGGGGAAACUCGCAUUUGUAAAAUCUACGACUCGCCAUGUCUUCCAGAAAGUGAAGCAGUUUUCGCGAUCACCAAGCAUGGUAUUGAUGACGCUACAGAUUAA